UCACCGUCACCAUCAUCUUCACCGUCACCGUCACCAUCAUCUUCAUUAUCACCGUCAUCAUCUUCAUCCUCACCAUCAUCAUCAUCUUCACCAUCACCGUCAUCAUCAUCUUCACCGUCACCCGAUGCCAUGGAAUUUUUAACAUACGCUGGAGCGGACAUGUUUAACACGUCUCUCAAGUCAAGUCCCGCCUCAAGACCCUCCUCUUCGUCCAUGCCAUCGGCCAACCCCUUC
Molecule: messenger RNA, 234 nt
Organism: Callorhinchus milii (elephant shark)
Lineage: Eukaryota; Metazoa; Chordata; Chondrichthyes; Chimaeriformes; Callorhinchidae
Product: putative protein TPRXL
Exons: 3
Source: RefSeq, a predicted model, not a curated record